This is a messenger RNA of Trypanosoma theileri, 516 nucleotides long. RefSeq lists its product as uncharacterized. The coding region runs from base 1 to 516 and encodes 171 amino acids. The transcript has a single exon. NCBI's taxonomy places the organism in Eukaryota, Euglenozoa, Kinetoplastea, Trypanosomatida, Trypanosomatidae. The record is from RefSeq and is a predicted model, not a curated record.
AUGAAUAAUACGAACACUGCCAAGGCUCUCCUUGACACGGCGAAGACUGCUGUUGAGGAAAGAUUGUCGUUAACUCCUGAGGUAUUGGGACAGGCCGAGAAGGUGUUGAGUGCAGCGCAGAGUGUGGAGACCACAACACGCAGCGCAGUGGAGUGGGCAGCAGACGUAUUAAAGAAGUGCACGACGGGCUGCAGGAAGGAAACCACAGAAAGUGCACGCAACGCAUCGGAAGCCGCAAAGAAGACACACACUGCAGCCACAGAGGCAGUGCAGAAGGCAACAGAGAUGCAAGAGAAGGUCAAGGAAGCAAAUGAGAAGGCCACUAAAGCAGUGGAACUCGCAAAGGCAUCAGUCACUGCAGUAGCAAAGAAUAACGAGGUGUCACUUUUGGCUACAGUCGAAAUGUACGAAAAUGUGACAGCAAAGCUCAAAGAGGCACCUAGACAGAUAGUGGACUCCCUCCGUGUAGUUGAAAAGGCCGUUGUGACAACGGAAAAGGUAUGGAAGAAGGAGUGA